AUGGUUUCUAUUUCUAACAUUUUUAUUAUUUCGAUCGCUAUUGUUUUAGUUUCAAGCUUUCCAAUUGAUUCCAAGGUAUCGGGAAUAGUUGUUACUAAGACAUCUGAUUCUACUCCAGCUAUCUUAAUGGAUUCAAAACCCCACACUAGUCAUCUUACUGCUAAAGAAAUACUUGCACCAUUUAUGGAAAUUCAAAAGCGGGAUGCACAGUCAAAUAAUAUUAUUGACAUUUCGCCUAUUAUCACACUUAUCAAUGCGGCCACAUCGUUCUUGCAAUCCGCUCUAACAUCUAUUGUUAACUUAAAUCCUACUAGCGCAGUAACUUCAGUAGGAGAUCUCAUCACCAAUCUUACCACUGUUGUGGCACAGAUUGUGAAUUCAAUAAAUAAUAUUUCUAACCAAACUGGAACAUCGGGAGCCCUUAACAGAAUUUUGCUUAUUACAGGAAUUAGAUAUUUCCUUGAUAUUUUUAAGCAGGUUGUCAAUGCUCUUGUUUCAUUUUUAACUGGCCGAACUCUAGAUGCACACACUGUUAACAUGAUCAAGGUUUUACGUGACACUCUUAAUAAUCUUUCCCGUUCUUUAAGUAAGUCUGGUAUGGGCGAUGAAGUAGUCAAAGUUGUGGUAUCCAUAGUCAAUUUACUGAACAGUUUGAUUGGGUAA
Magnusiomyces paraingens is the source of this 663-nucleotide messenger RNA. RefSeq lists its product as uncharacterized. Bases 1 to 663 code for a protein of 220 amino acids. The transcript has a single exon. The record is from RefSeq and is a predicted model, not a curated record. Lineage: Eukaryota; Fungi; Ascomycota; Dipodascomycetes; Dipodascales; Dipodascaceae.